Messenger RNA from Chelmon rostratus (copperband butterflyfish), 3425 nucleotides. It is a transcript of the gene srrm1, whose product is annotated as serine/arginine repetitive matrix 1. The record is from RefSeq and is a predicted model, not a curated record. Bases 355 to 2691 code for a protein of 778 amino acids. NCBI's taxonomy places the organism in Eukaryota, Metazoa, Chordata, Actinopteri, Chaetodontiformes, Chaetodontidae. The transcript has 15 exons. Gene Ontology annotation, molecular function: RNA binding. Gene Ontology annotation, biological process: regulation of mRNA splicing, via spliceosome; mRNA processing. Gene Ontology annotation, cellular component: spliceosomal complex.
ACUACUGUAAUAAAUAUGAGGGCAUUGCUUAGUCAGUAAGAAGGGUUAUAAGCAAAUAAUUUCACAUCCUAGUCAAAUUGAAUGGGUCAAAAAAAAGUAAAAGUAACAGUUGGUGUAAAACUGAUUUAUAAUGACAUAACCAUGUUUUGCUGUUAUGUGACAAAGUGCCUUUAUUCAGCAGUCUUCUAAUGAUGAUGUGAUUUAUGAUUUAAAAGGCCUGAACCAAUAUGGAUGUUAUACCUUGCAUCAGAAGUAUAGCACCAACACCUAAUUAGCUCUCUCCUGAGCCCAAAGUCACUGAGCCCAACUCUCCCUUCAUGAUGCAGUGUGUGGUUUGAGCACCCGGAUAGCAAGAUGAUGCAGAUCAACCUGACAGGCUUCCUGAAUGGGAAGAAUGCCCGGGAGUUCAUGAAGGAUCUGUGGCCCCUGCUGCUGAGUGCCCAGGAGAACAUUGCUGGCAUCCCCUCUGCUUUUCUGGAGCAAAAGAAAGAGGAAAUUAAACAGAGACAGAUUGAACAGGAGAAGCUUGCUUCUCUUAAGAAGGUUGAUGACGAUAAGAAGGAAAAGGACAAGGACUUCAGAGAGAGGGCUCAGUCAAAGAGCCCAAGGAGGCGCAAGACAAGGUCACCGUCACCACGGCGAAGGUCACCAGUGAAGCGGGAAAGGAAACGUAGUGCCUCGCGCUCACCAAGGCGCAAACCCAGUCCAGCUGGUGGCAGUUCACCCCCACCACCCCUGAUGCAGCUGCCCACGAAACCCUUGGAGCAGCUUGUGGAGCCAGAAGUUUCAGGGAGGGCCAUGCCUGAACCAGUCAUCCAUGAAACAUCUUCCACUUGUGACACAGUUGUGGAGGUGGUGAAAGCAGACUCUGUGAUUGAAGUCAAAGAACCUUCACCAGAGAAGAUUCAAAAGAAAGAGGACAGGCCCAGGUCCAGAGAAAGGGAGAAGGACAGCAGAAAGGAAAGACCUCACCACCGUUCUCGUUCUCAUUCCCGCACUCGCAGGCGACGUUCCCGUUCCAGAUCUUACUCCCCUCGUAGAAGACAGAGUCCCAGGAGGAGAAUGUCUCCUCGUCGUAGGAGUCCCCCGAGACGUGGCCCCACCGGCUCCAGACACAGACAUAGACGCUCCCCCGUCCGCAGGAGGCGCUCUCGCUCUGCCUCAUCAUCUGGCAGCAGCUCCUCCGGCUCCCGCUCACCUAAAAAAGCAAUGAAAAGAAUAUCUAGCACACCACCUCGAAAACAGGUCCAUUACCCUGACGCCUCCAUUAGCCCCACAGGGAAGGACAGACGAUCACCGUCUCCACGAGCCAGAAGGGGCAGAGGCUCUGCAUCACCAACUAGAUCAUCUGGUUUAAAGCGAAAACCAGGAGGAAGGGGUGAUUCUCCAUCUGACAAUGCCAAGCCCAGACCUUCUGAAGGGUCUGAGUCAGAGGAGGAUAAAAAUGAGAAAGGGGCAACAGCAGAUUCGGUGCAGCAGCGGCGUCAGUAUCGCAGACAGAAUCGACAGUCUUCUUCAGAUACGGGGUCUUCCUCCUCAGAAGACGAGGGGCCUAAGAGACCUACAGCAGGGCCAGGUGCCAGAAAUGGUGAUGUCAGGAGGAGACGUAGCCGUACCCCAUCCCCACGGAGGCGACACAGGGAUGUCUCUCCAAGGAAAAGACGUUCUCCAUCUCCUGGACGCAGACGUCGCUCCCCUUCUCCCCCACGACGUCGCAGGUCUCCCUCUCCUCCUAGACGAAGGUCUCCUUCCCCACCUCCGCGUCGUCGUUCUCCAUCCCCCAGACGAUAUUCUCCUCCUAUCCAGCGACGCUACAGCCCCUCACCUUUGCCACCACAGAAAAGGAGGUUGUCCAGCUCACCCAUUAAACGCUCUUCUCCAGGUGCAAAGCGACGCAUCUCCAGGUCCCCCAAGCGCAGAAUUUCUCCUACUCAAAGGAGACGCACACCUCCAUCCUCCUCCCCUCCAGCCAGACACAGGAGGAGCCCCAUGUUGCCUUCUGUCAGGCCAAACAGGGAUACACGAUCCCCCGGUGCAGCAGCCAGCCGCCUCUCCCCGUCCCCUGCAAACCGCAGCCGCGCUGUUAGGGGUUCCAGCAGUCCUCGGGGACGUUUUGAAACCUCCAGUACGUCUCCAUCUAACCAACGGAGACAGCAGUCCCCUUCACACAGUGGCAAACCCAUCCGUAGAGUGUCCCGCACCCCAGAGCCACGCAACAACCAGAGACCAUCUCCGAGUCCCCAGCCUAUGAGGAGAGCAUCCUCCAGAUCCAGAUCUGUUUCCCCUCAACCCGUAGCUCAGAAACGUCCAGCCUCUGCCUCCCCCUCACCAUCUCGCUCAGCCAGUGCAUCUCCACCACCAGCCAAAAAGCCCAGCAGUGGUUCUGGCAGUCAGUCCCCGAGCAAGAAUUCGGAUGUUGAUGGCAGUGGAAAGAAAAAGAAGAAGAAGAAGGAAAAGAAACACAAGAAAGAGAAGAAACACAAGAAGCACAAGAAGCAUAAGAAGGAGAAGAGUGGUGGUGCUGCACCUACUGAUGGACAAGAAAACCAGGGCGUGGAGGAGGAUGGAGAGUCAAGAAAGGAAUCAGACAGUGAAGUAGAUGACAGCUUAGAUGACUUGGAGAAGCACCUAAGGGAGAAGGCCCUGCGCUCCAUGAGGAAGGCCCAGAUGUCUCCAUCACAAAUGUCCUGAAAACAAGGGCCUUCAUCACUUUUCAAUUUUCCACUCACUCUUGAUGUUUGUCAUCAACCUGGUCAGCUUUAGAAUGUACAAAUUGUUAAAUCUUGGGUCUUUUUUUUUUUUCUUUUUACUGGUUUGGUACAUUCUGAAGAGUGUGUUUAAUUAAGAGCUUGAUUUGUCAGUUAGUGUAUUAUCUAAACUGUAAAGAGGCUUGUGUUGUCCAUAAUUUUAAAAUGUUUAGCAGGGGAUCAGUGUAAGAGGUUUCAGAGGUUUGAGUUGGGCAGAUAUAAAAUAUUUUCCACAGCCCACAGUAGAUUCCAUUGAGAAAUGAUUGCAUGCGCAGUGAUUGUCUCUAAUGUGCAUGAACCACUGAACUUAUGGAGUGUAGAGAAAAACCAACUUACAGUAACAUACUGUUACUAUUGCCUUUUAGUAGUGGAAACAGUUGCACAGCUGUGCUAACUGUUAGAGGCUGUAACAGAAUGUCUUGUCCCAUACUGUAACUGAAUAGAGGUGUUUGGCAUUGUUUAACCUGCUGUACUCUGACUUUGAAAUGGUCUUGUUUCAAGACUAAACAACCUGAUGUGAUACAGUUUGCUUUAAUUUUUCCGAAUGGAUUAAUACGCAAUUUUAUGUUGGCACCCUUGCACCAAGCCUAAACUCUGCAGGACUGCUAUGAUUUGUAUUUAGUACCCCUCGCUCUUGUCAUAUUGUCAUCCUUUCAGAAUUAAAACCUUUUUAUAGGA